This is a messenger RNA of Schizophyllum commune H4-8, 2288 nucleotides long. RefSeq lists its product as uncharacterized. The coding region runs from base 1 to 2142 and encodes 713 amino acids. NCBI's taxonomy places the organism in Eukaryota, Fungi, Basidiomycota, Agaricomycetes, Agaricales, Schizophyllaceae. The transcript has 8 exons. The record is from RefSeq and is a predicted model, not a curated record.
AUGCCGAGGCUCCCGGAGGAACUCUUGGACAGGGUGCUCGCGGACGUCCUCGACAUUCCGGACUCGGAAUUCUAUGGCGACCCUAACCUGCGCCUCAAUCCUGGUGCUCGCUGGCAACGAUCUUUCGACAACAACUAUUCGCGCGACGAGGAUCGCCGGCCUCCUGCCCUCCUGCGUGUUUCUAAAUCUUGGCGACGCAUCGGUACCCCUCACCUGUAUCGUUCAAUCUUCAUCCGAAGGGAAGGCCAGGCUACCGCUCUCGCCAAUACGCUUACGAAUCUCCGUCCCGAUCUUGGCGCAUAUAUCUGGCGUUUCCGUCCUUGUGCUGGCCGCGGACUGGUGAUGCUUGGAAUCCUCACAGCCACGACUCAGCUCCGCGUUCUCAGCCUUGUUCUCGUAGCGCGCUUCGACAACGACAUCCAGGGACUCGCGGCUGGUCUCGCGCUAUCUCACCUCAAUCCCGCCGAGCUUCGCCUUCAUUGCGACGAGAGUUACGCAGUGUCGAAUCGAGAGGCCCUCAUCAACAUCCUUGCUCGCGUAUUGCCAAAUUGGACGAACCUGAAAGCCGCGCAUAUAUCUUGGUCUCUUCCGUUUUGGGGCAGGCCGGGCGAAGAAUUCGCAGGACUCAUCAGGAAACUUGCUAUUGCUCCAUCCCUGGCGACUGUUCAGCUGCCCUACGAACUUCAGACUGUCCGCUUUAUCCCGACGCUCGAAACCCUCGCCCGCAAUCCCAGUCUUCGCAGUAUAGAUAUGUCCCGACCACGCGACCACUACUGCUCCUUCGACCGAGCCAUAUUUCGGAAUCCUCUUCUCGACCCCCUUUGCAAGUAUCGUGCACGCGGAGCGAACGUACCGGACUAUCCUUCUACUGAGUCAAUCGAGAUCCACCGACUUGUAGAGAAGGUCCAACAGCAAGAACAGGAAUCGAGGGCCGUCUCCUUGCGCAUAGCAUCUACGCCGUCCAAGAACUCCAUGGUUCAACAACAUUUCGAGGUCCAGAAGCAAGUGUGGUCUCGCGUCCUCGACUUUGCAACGCCAGAAUUUCGUUCAGUACGCCGUGACGGCGUCAUCAAUUUAAUGAUGGUCUGCAGGAUGUGGAGGUGGCUUUUGCUUCCAACGCUGUAUUCCAUCGCCAUCACGGAUAGCGGGAUCAAUACGUGCCGUCUCAGCCGCACGCUCCUCUCCAACCCCGCUCUUGGCCAGUACGUGCGGGAGCUGCGUCUGGCGAACCACCUGGCCAACAACCUCUUCGUUCCUUUGGGCUCUGUACUACGCGCUUCGCCCCACCUGCGCCGACUCGCUGCUACUGGCUGGCAGUCCGACCGCUACGGCAAGAAUUUUCCCCUGCAACUCGAGUGGACGGAGUUCACCAUUCUGGCGACAUACGCGCCGGGGCUUGAACAGGUUUCUGCGGUCAAGAUACUGAAGGCUGCGCCGAAGGCGGUCUCUGCUGUGCUCACUGAUACGCCGACGAUGGCAUCGUGCCUUCACCAGUCGGUGCUGAAGUCGAAGACGGAGGAUCUGUCUGUUCCGCUGGGUCUCCUUAUGCCUUUUCGCUCGCUGCGAUCUCUGCAUCUCAUAGUGCCUAUUGCGCUGGAGUUCCGAGGCGCAACUGUGCGCUCGGAUGUGUUUCCGGCGCUGGAAGUUCUGCGUCUAGAAGACUGCCAUCCUUCGGUUCUCAGGUUGUUUGCCUUGUUUGACCUCCCCCGCCUUCGUCUUGUCGGGCUUCUCGGCGCAUCGCAUCGGGCCUCGGACGCGUCUCUCAUUCUGUGGAGGCACGGCACGAAGAUUGAGGAGCUGGAGCUGGAGUACUUCCCCACCAACGCGCUAUUUGGGUUCUGUGGGCGCUUGAAGGUGCUGGAGAUCCGGCAGCAAAUGCCGCUCCCGAACGACUCGGCGGCGGGCUGGCAGUCGGGUAGCUUGGAGACGCUGGUCUGCAAUGGGAUCAAUGCCUACAGUAAUGCGGCGAUCGUGAAGCGUUGGGGUGAGGUCUUUGCGUCGAUCAACUCGCAGCGGCUUCCGCGCCUGAAGGUGAUACGCGGCUGGAUGUCUCGGCCGACGGGAGUGCUCGCGAAUGUAGGCAGAAUGUGGUUACCUCACGCGGAGGAGUUGAGGGCAAAAGGGAUAGCACUUUGGUGCUAGUGGUGGGCUGCAGUGGAUGACGAAGGCAGGUGCAUGUGAGUGGGAGAAUUGGAUUUGAACGAAGGAGUAGACUGUAUUAUGGCUUCGCUAUCUUCGAUUGUCGCAGUGGGCGAAGUUGCAACGGAAGUGGUGAACUGGGUUUUCUG